Molecule: messenger RNA, 1176 nt
Organism: Penaeus vannamei (Pacific white shrimp)
Lineage: Eukaryota; Metazoa; Arthropoda; Malacostraca; Decapoda; Penaeidae
Source: RefSeq, a predicted model, not a curated record
UUCCAUCUAUGGCAGAUGCGUAAUUUGUCGCCCAAGAGACUUCUCCCGUCUCUAAUUUCCUUCCUCUCCCGCCGAAGGCCUCUUCCAGCGAGCCAUCAUGCAGUCGGGGGCGGCGCUGUGUCCCUGGGCGCUCCGGGAGGACCACCGGCAGGUGGCCUUCGGCUUCGGCCGCAUGGUGGGCUGUCCGGGCGACCGCGCGGACGCCGCCAACAGCACGGCGCUCGUCGACUGCCUCAGGGACGUCCCCGUCGAGCAGCUGAUGGCCGUGACGCCCUACAUCACGCCCUCCCCGUACGUCCUGACGCCCCGCGUGGACGGCGAGUUCCUGCCCGCCCACCCCGCCACGCUGGUCAGGGAAGGCCGCUACAACCGCGUCGACGUCCUCUCCGGCGUGACGCGGGACGAGGGCGCCUUCAACGCCAGAGCGUUCGUGGAGGACGGCGUCAUGGACAGCAUGAUCCAGAACUUCAGCCUCGUGGGCCCCCCCGCCCUCGGCUUCGAGGCCUGGGACGACGACCCCGAGUACCUGGCCCGCCUGGCCUUCCACAGGUACCUGGGGCCCAUGGAGUUCGACCUGACCAGGAUCGACCCUCUCGUCAAGCUCCUCGGCGACAGCUUCUACAGCAUGUGCCACGUGGAGGCCGUCGAGCACCACGCGCGCGACGCCGCCUUCGGCUUCCGCGCCUUCGCCUACGAGCUGCAGCACCGCGGGGAGCACGCCUUCUCCGACCUGUUCCGGGGCCCUCGCCCGCGUGGAACCUGGCCUACGUGGGCGACUCGGACGACCUGCAGUACCUCUUCUCCUUCGAUAAGCUCAACGUCAGCCUGACCAAGGAGGAGGACCUCUUCGUGUCCCGGAUCAUGGUGGAUCUCUGGACCAACUUCGCCGCCACCGGGAACCCGACGCCCGACCUGUCCCUGGGCUUCAAGUGGACGCCGACCGAGGCCUCGAGCCUCUCCUACCUCGGCAUCACCUCCGCCCCCGCCAUGAAGGUCUACGACAGGGAGCAGGACAUCGAAUUCUGGAGGAACCUGCCGAGGAAGAUGAACAAGCUGCUGUACCCGGACCGCUUCUCGCAGAACAGCAACUAGGACGGCUGUUCCUCCGUUUCCGAGCGCUGUGACGCUGUGACGGUGCUCCUUGUUGCAGCUUCAAUAAUCAGGAUAUCAAGCAUA